Orycteropus afer afer is the source of this 1678-nucleotide messenger RNA. RefSeq names its product MDM2 proto-oncogene (gene MDM2). Gene Ontology annotation, cellular component: nucleus. NCBI's taxonomy places the organism in Eukaryota, Metazoa, Chordata, Mammalia, Tubulidentata, Orycteropodidae. The record is from RefSeq and is a predicted model, not a curated record. Gene Ontology annotation, biological process: negative regulation of apoptotic process; regulation of cell cycle. Gene Ontology annotation, molecular function: identical protein binding; ubiquitin protein ligase activity.
AUGGUGAGAAGCAGGCAAAUGUGCAAUACCAACAUGUCUGUGUCUACUACCGAUGGUGCUACUGCAAGCACCUCACAGAUUCCUGCUUCAGAACAAGAGACCCUGGUUAGACCAAAGCCAUUGCUUUUGAAGUUGUUAAAGUCUGUUGGUGCACAAAAAGACACUUACACUAUGAAAGAGGUUAUAUUUUAUCUCGGCCAGUAUAUUAUGGCUAAACGAUUAUAUGAUGAGAAGCAACAGCAUAUGGUAUAUUGUUCCAAUGAUCUUCUAGGGGAUUUGUUUGGUGAGCCAAGCUUCUCUGUGAAAGACCACAGGAAAAUAUAUACAAUGAUCUACAGGAACUUGGUAGUAGUCAAUCAGCAGGAACCAUUGGAUUCUGGGACAUCUGUGAGUGAAAAUAAGUGUCAUCUUGAAGAUGGGAGUGAUCAAAAGGACUAUAUACAAGAGUUCCAAGAAGAGAAACCUUCAUCUUCAAAUUUGAUUUCUAGACCAUCUACCUCAUCUAGAAGGAGAGCAAUCAGUGAGACAGAAGAAAAUUCAGAUGACUUACCCAUUGAAGGACAAAGAAAGCGCCAUAGAUCUGAUAGUGUUUCCCUUUCCUUUGAUGAAAGUGUUGCACUGUGUGUAAUAAGGGAGAUAGGUCGUGAAAGAAACAGUAGCAGUGAGUCAACAGAAACUCCAUCAAAUCCGGAUCUGGAUGCUGGUGUAAGUGAACAUUCUGGUGAUUGGUUGGACCAGGAUUCAGUUUCAGACCAAUUCAGUGUAGAAUUUGAAGUUGAAUCUCUUGAUUCAGAAGAUUAUAAUCUUAGUGAAGAAGGACAAGAACUCUCAGAUGAAGAUGAUGAGGUUUAUCGAGUUACCGUGUAUCAGGCAGAUGAGAGUGAUACAGAUUCAUUUGAAGAUGAUCCUGAGAUUUCCUUAGCUGACUAUUGGAAGUGUACUUCAUGCAAUGAAAUGAAUCCUCCUCUUCCACCACAUUGUAAUAGAUGUUGGGCACUUCGUGAGAACUGGCUUCCUGAAGAUAAAAGGAAAGAUAAAGAGAAAAUUCCUGACAGCACCAAACUAGAAAACACAACACAAGUAGAAGAGGGCUUUGAUGUUCCUGAUUGUAAAAAAAUGACAGUGAAUGACUCCAAAGAGUCAUGUGUUGACGAAAAUGAUGAUAGUAUAACACAAGCCCAGUGUCAAGAAAGUGAGGACUAUUCUCAGCCAUCAACUUCUAGUAGCAUCAUUUGUAGCAGCCAAGAUGUCAGAGAAUUUGACAGGGAAGAAACACAAGGCAAAGAAGAAAGUGUAGAGUCUAGAUCUCGCCCGAUUGCCACUGAACCUUGUGUGAUUUGCCAAGAUCGACCUAAAAAUGGUUGCAUCGUCCAUGGCAAAACAGGACAUCUUAUGGCAUGCUUCACGUGUGCGAAGAAGCUAAAAAAAAGAAAUAAGCCCUGUCCAGUAUGUAGACAACCAAUUCAGAUGAUUGUGUUAACUUAUUUCCUCUAAUAGACCUGUCUGUAAAAGUGGAUUUAUAUAUUUCUAUCUCUGUAAACCUAAAAAUGCAGAUAGAUAUUUUGGCAACAUUAAAUUUAUUUUUAUUUUUUUAAAUACAUAAAGUGAGAAAAUAUCUCAGUCCAUAUUGAUUUCUUAAGUGUAAAUUAUCUAAUUUUUUGGGGGGAGAUAGUGAAUA